AUGGCUAAGAGCUUACAAAAGCGAUAUAAAAACCGUGUGAAGUCUCGCAAGGUCACAAUGGCUUUGACAGUGAUGGUGUUGAGAGCAGCAGCUCUGUUCUUGCUCCUGGCGACGGGCAGCCACGCCUUCCUCGCGACGCCCCUGAACGCCAGCGAUCCUGAUGUCAUCAACAUCCUGUGUCCGGAGCAGACAAAUGGCGUGACUCGUGACCACAAGUGGAUCACCCGCGAGGCCAUCCGCCGAAAUAUUCGCCGUUUUUUCCUGGAUUACCCGCCGUUGACGCAGCCGAACUUCAACGUACCCACCGACGCCAGCCUGACGGAACUCUACCGUGCGUACUACGGCGCCUCCUCCUCGCCCGUCCGAUUCAUCAAGGCGGUCAACUCAGUCGCAGCGUCCAACGUCAAGGCCGACUCCGUGAGGCAGCUCAGAUAUGACCCGACUUUACAAGUUGACGCAGAGCGGCUAGAGGACACAGAGGAGAGCAUUGGCAGCAGGUACCCACUGAUCCUGACCUCCAUCCUUCAAGACGAGGCCUACUCCGCCGCUCGCUCUCUUCUCGGCCUCUCUCUCCACACACUCCAGAAUUUCUACUCUCACUCCACUUGGAUCGAGCAAGGGAAUGAAGGUAUUUUAGCUGACUUGGGUUUUCCCGGAUUUGCUUUCAACUCCACAGCGGGUCCUGAGGAAGCUGUGUGUACCCCUUGUUCUGAUGCACAGGGCCCCUGUACCGGGAACGUGGUGAUCGGAGCUGGCCUCACUACCGGCUAUUACCAGUACGUAGACGAGGCUGCCAAUGGGUUCCUUGUGCCGAAACCUACGAGUGGCGGCAAGUGCAGCCACGGCGGGGUCCUGGACGACAGCUCCUCGGCGCCCGCGGAGGGAGGGAUCAACAAGGACACGGCCUCGCCCUGCUUCUCGCCCCACUUCCACUUGCACGAGAAGGCGGCGGAGCUGGCGGUGCAGGCUACGGACCACUACCUCAAAGCCAUCCUCGAUGCCGUGGGUAACGAGAAGUACCGAAGGCUAUUCGACCUGUACGAAGGCUCGGCGCUGUCCAUUGUGAUCGACACGACCCAGUCCAUGGGCAACGACAUCGCAGCAGUACAGGACCAGGUCGCGCAGAUCGUCAAUGCUUCAUCCCCGGAACUUUAUAUUCUCGCGCCGUAUAAUGACCCGAGAGUGGGCCCCCUGACGAAGACGGACGACCCCGAGGUAUUCCUGGACGCGGUGAACGCCCUGCACGCCGAGUACGGUGGAGACGCCCCCGAGCUCUUCUGGCACGGCCUUCAGCUGGCUCUGAGCAACACCCCAGACUACGGAAACGUUUUCUGCUUCACGGACGCGGGUGGAAAAGACGGUGCUAUAAUGGAGAGUAUGAUUGCGCUGGCUCAGAGUCGCGCCAUGAAGGUCAACAUCGUGUACAGCGGCAAGAUCACCAGUUCGACGGCGCGCCUCGUCACGGGUAUCCCUGAGUACCAGGAGCUCGCCGACGCCACCGGAGGCCUGUUCAUCCCUUCCAACAAGUUCGACGUCGACUUCAUCACGCCCAUCCUCGGGGACAGCGUCGAGAGCUCAGAUGUAGAUAUUACGGUUCUGAAGGACCUGACGGGGGUGCAAGUUAUAGACGUCCCGAUCGAUGACUCCAUUCUUGACUUCACUAUCCAUCUUGCUGGCUACGUUGACAAGGCUGUAUUGCGGGAUAUUACAGGGACGGAAUACAACCUGACGGACGCGACGGAGCUGGAGUCGACCCCCGGCGUGGAGGUGGUGGCCUUCGCAGAGGCUCUGAGGGACAUCCGAUGGAUUCGCCGGCGGAGCAGCGAGCCAGACCGUUGUUCGGGGCCGAACCUUACAGGAUAUCGAGGAGGCAGUCAUCAACCGUCGCUUAAUAGGCCUAAAGGAUGCUUACGUCAUGCCGCACGUCUCAACCCCCACCAUCUUCACGGGUCACCCAUCACGCUCUCACGAAACUUCCUUUUCUUAAAAGAAACCUCUACAUUCCCACGAUGUGUGACUUAUUCCCACGAUAUCGACAAUGUUCCCACGAUACUCGCCAUACAUAUGUAUCUCCCGAUGCUGCUCCAGGUCACCAUACUUCCACGAUAUUCGCCAGGUUCCCACCAAGUCCAAGAUUUUCCCACGCUCUCAUGGCGUUCGUGUGCUCAUAAGUCUUGGAUCAGUUUGAAAGAAGUUCUCGCGUCCGCCACGACCGGCGCUCCCCCGCCCAUCCGGAGUGAACUUAGCUCUCCCUAUAUCCGUUGA
Messenger RNA from Penaeus indicus, 2265 nucleotides. Its product is annotated as von Willebrand factor A domain-containing protein 7-like. Lineage: Eukaryota; Metazoa; Arthropoda; Malacostraca; Decapoda; Penaeidae. The coding region runs from base 1 to 2265 and encodes 754 amino acids. The record is from RefSeq and is a predicted model, not a curated record. The transcript is spliced from 16 exons.